Messenger RNA from Chaetura pelagica (chimney swift), 2628 nucleotides. It is a transcript of the gene TMC5, whose product is annotated as transmembrane channel-like 5. Gene Ontology annotation, cellular component: plasma membrane. Gene Ontology annotation, molecular function: mechanosensitive monoatomic ion channel activity. The transcript has 22 exons. NCBI's taxonomy places the organism in Eukaryota, Metazoa, Chordata, Aves, Apodiformes, Apodidae. The record is from RefSeq and is a predicted model, not a curated record. The coding region runs from base 1 to 2628 and encodes 875 amino acids.
AUGUCUUAUCACUACAAUGAAGCCUUUGAAAAUCCAGACUACCACUUUUCAGAGACACUGGAAAUUGAUAGAAGGAGGAGUUCUCAAAAGAAUCUGUCCUUUCACCAAAGCCCUUAUGAUUCUUCACUCCAUGGUUCCUAUGGAGAACACAGUGGAAGGGGACAGGGUAACCCAGUGGCCAUACCAAUGGCCUCCAUGAGACAUGGCUCUGAAUACAGAGAAGGUUUCCCAAGAGUUAAUGUUCUAAGCAGAAGUCCAUAUGGAAAUUUCACAGAUAAUCUUUCCUUUGAGCCUGGGCCAGAGCUGCCCUACCCCCCACCUUCUGCCUUCCAUCAGCUGGAUCGCCGCUGUCCCAACACACCUCCCAGAGUGUCCAGGGGUAGCUCUUCUCGGAGACGCAACAGAAGACCAUCUGAUGAGAUCUGCAUGACUUCUUCCAGCCUGUUUGAAACAGAUCCAGCCUACAAAAAAGAGGAAAAGGUAAUUGGAAAUCUUGCCAGUAUGUCCACCAGUGAAAGGAUUAAAGAAAUCCGGAAGAUGCCAGAGACCAUGAAAAGAAAGAGAGAGAUCAGGAAUAAGGUUCUUAGAGAAAGAAAACCAUCAAGGCACUACAAUACUCAACUGUCACAGUGCUGUGCACCGUGUUUGCAGGGAGCAGCAGUGUCAUUUCGGCGAUUUAGAAAUAGCUUGUCAGAAUAUUUUGACCUACUGCGGUUCUGGCGCAAGAUUCUGAAGAUCAUUGGUGCAGAGUUUGGAACAAGUGUUCUUUCUUACUUUAUUUUUUUGAAGUGGCUGCUAAAAUUCAACAUCUUUUCAUUCUUUGUAAACCUCAGUUUCAUCAUAAUCCCUCAAUUUGCUGCAGCAGAACCAAAUAAUCUUUCAUUCACUGGUCUGGAACUGGUUACUGGAGCUGGUUAUUUUCAACAAACAGUACUCUACUAUGGCUUUUACACCAAUGCUACAAUCAGCAAAAUAAAGAAUGGUCCACCUUACAACAUGCAACUGGCCUAUAUUUUCACCGUUGGAAUGUAUUUUGUCAUCUGUUUUCUUAUUUUGGUGUUCAGCAUGGCAAAAUCCUUCUGCAGGAACUUCAUUAACCCUCAGGCAUACACUGGGAAUGCAAGCAAACUCCUCUGCACUUGGGACUUCAAUAUAACUAAUGAAAAAGCCGUGAAGCUGAAGCAAAAGAAUCUCAGCACACAAAUCAAGGAAGAGCUCAGUGUAAUAAACCAAGAAGUUCUGAAUUUUUCUGUAUCAGAGAGAGUUGUUCACAUUGUUAUUCAUCUUGUUUCUUGGCUUGCUUCCCUGGGAACAGCAGUAGCUGCGUGUGCUGCUGUUUACUUCCUCUCCAUUAAUAACCUAAAGCUGUUUGUGAAAGGGCAUAAAAAUGACCUAGAGAGCCAAGCUGCCAUGCUGGUGCUACCUGUUGUCACAUCACUCCUCAAUGCAUUCAUCCCAUUCUUCUACUCAUGGCUUGGACACUUUGAGAGAUUUCGGACUCCUGGACACAAGAUAUAUGUCACUAUAUCCAGAAAUAUCAUCCUGAAGAUAACAAUUGUUGGAAUACUGUGCUACUACUGGCUUAACAUUGUGGCUGCAUCAGAGUCACAGUGCUGGGAGACUCUGGUUGGCCAAGAUAUCUAUCGUCUCGUUCUAGUUGACUUCAUCUUUUGUUUGCUUGGCUCUUUUUUUGGAGAGUUUUUACGAAGAAUUAUUGGAACUAGAGUCUGUCUGAGCCUGGGGCUGCCAGAAUUUGAUAUUGGACGAAAUGUUUUAGAUUUGAUCUAUGCACAGACUUUGACCUGGAUUGGUAUCCUCUUCUCACCUCUCCUGCCUGCUAUCCAGAUUAUUUCAUUUUGUAUAGUAUUUUUUGUGAAAAAGGUCAGUCUGAUGAUGAAUUGCCAGCCCCCUAGGAAAGCCUGGAGAACUGCUCAAAUGACAACAUCCUUCAUGUUCCUGCUGUUUUUCCCUUCCUUCCUCGGAGUCCUGUCUGUGAUUGGAGUCACUGUCUGGAGGUUAAAACCUUCGGAAAAAUGUGGUCCUUUCAGAGGUUUGCCUUCAAUGUAUGCUGCAGUCUCUGAGUGGAUAAAAAUACUGGAGAAUUAUACUGCCUCAAAAUGGGUAGUGUGGAUCUACUAUAAUUUAAUUAGUAGUGCAGUUUUCUUCUUCAUCCUCUCUACUAUUCUCCUAGUUAUUACUUAUAUUUACUCGCAAAUAAUAGAAGGAAGAAAGACUGCGACCAAACUCUUACAUAAGCAAAUUAUUAAUGAAGGAAAAGAUAAAAUGUUUUUAAUUGAAAAACUACGGGCACUGCAGAGGGCAAACCAAAACACAGCUGAGCCAAGAAGACAACAGCAGCAGAGAAGAGCCCUUUCAUACCGCUCAUCCCGACGCUCCGCCCGGCGACGCCCGGGCAACCGAGGAAGGGCAUUUGGUGGAAACCAAAAUGCAUUAUAUGAGGAUCCCUACUCUACGGGGAUCAUUCCGGAGAGUGGCUUCCCAUUAGAUGCAGAGACACCCCAGCCCAUCAGCCAGCUGGGCAUGUCUGAGGCGGUGGCGCUUGCUCUGCGGGCUAGAGAAGCAGCUCAGUGGGAAGAUGAAGAUGAGGAUGAAGGCUACAGACCAUGA